CAUUCAGAUAAUUUAAACUUUCAUUUAUAUGUAAUUAAUUAUUUUUUUAAAUUUUAGGACUCUGAAGGUAGAAGAGUUAAUCAUAUAAAUAAGUGGCUCCUUAAAUUUCCUUAGCUUAUUAAUUACUCAUAUAUAACUUGCAAAAAUAGUGACUAACUAUAUAAAAAAGAUCACACAAUUCAAGCUCAGAACAUAUACUCUAAUUUAACUUCACAAAUUUAUCUCUUAUUAUAUCCGAUAACGGUAAAAUUCUUAUUCCAUCCAUCUAAUGUACCCUAUGCAAUCACCGGCCACGGAUCACCAAUAUUAUGGCAACGGCUGUUUAGAUACGCCUUCUUCUUCCACCUUUUAUUCUGGCCUACCACCUUCACCCGACAUUUUAAGGGCCUUACAAAAUUUGGCCGUGCGAAAACCGACACCAACGACUGAAUCCAUCUCAGAUCCGAAUCACAAAAUACCUGUGGAAUCGGUUUACGAAUCGGAUAUAGUAACUGAAACUCAUACUGGUUUGGUGUAUCAUAAUGGGCAUGCUAUUUUAGUUGAGGAGUGUUCUGACAUGUCAGAAGGGGAGAAGGUCGAAGAAAUUAUACAGGUCGAAGAUGUUAAUGAAACUGGUCGAGAUCAUUUUUUGUUGACAAACGAUAGUGAUUUUCCGAGUCUCUUUGGGAGUGGAACGCGAGAGUGUCAUAUAGGGGAUGUUAUGCAUAUGGGUUGGAGAAAUAGCAUGGCUGUCAGACCCACUAACACAUCAAAGGUUGUACAUAUCAGUUACGAAGAAAGACGUUUUAAGCCUUCCCUAUUUCAGGGCCAUUUGGGCGAUCAAAAUGAUAUAUGCGUUGACAUUAUGAACAAAACCGGCAUUCACAUCGAACUACAAAACAAUAAUGACAAUGGCUUGACAAUAAUGUUGUCGGGAAAGGCUAAAGGAGUCAAUGACGGUAUCAAAAUGGUUAUUCAACAUCUCAAAACCCAGGUGUCCUCAUUCAAGACUUACACCUCUCUCCCAGAUCACUUCUCAACCCAUUCAUAA
Gordionus sp. m RMFG-2023 is the source of this 1030-nucleotide messenger RNA. RefSeq lists its product as uncharacterized. Bases 269 to 1030 code for a protein of 253 amino acids. The transcript is spliced from 4 exons. The record is from RefSeq and is a predicted model, not a curated record. NCBI's taxonomy places the organism in Eukaryota, Metazoa, Nematomorpha, Gordioida, Chordodea, Parachordodidae.